AUGGCAACUACAGCAGCUGGUCAUGAUGACGAGCCGUUGCCAGAUACAAUAUAUGUUCAAGGCAUGGUGAAUUUCCAUGGAGAAAAGAUCAACCAUAAUGGUGGAUUUGGUGGAUGGAAAUCUGUUGUUCGGGUUAUUACAGUUGGUAGCAUUGAUUCGUUCAUCUUUUAUGGAAUGGCUUCUAACCUUAUUAGUUUGUUAACUACAAAAUUAGGACAAUCUACUGCAACAGCUGCAGUGAAUAUCAAUGCUUGGUCCGGUUUCGUGUAUCUGCUCCCGUUAUUGACUUCAUUUGUUGCUGAUUCUUAUCUUGGCAGAUUUCGUACCAUCUUAUUCUCCUUACUCAUCUAUAUAUCGGGGCUUGUGUUGUUAACUCUAUAUACUUCAUUACAAUCAGCUUCCUGUUCUAAGAACGCCAAAUAUAUCAUCUCCUGCUCUUCUCCUUCUACCUUGCAACUUUUCUUCUGCUUCUCAUCUUUGUAUCUAGUCGGAAUUGGGAUCGCCGUAUGCAAGACCUGUGCACCAGCUUUUGGUGCAGAUCAAUUUGACGAGCUAAAUCCUGGCGAAUCCAAGUCCAAGAGUUCAUUCUUUAAUUGGUGGCAAAUCGGACUAUCUGUUGGAGCUAGUAGUUCUCACUUGGUAUUGAACUAUAUCCAAGACAAUUUGGGUUGGGGACUUGCAUUUGGCAUUUCAUGCAUCACAAUGGUAACAACGCUAAUUGUUUUCUUGUCCGGAACUAAAUCUUAUCGCUAUAUUUUGAAAAGUGACCACAAAGAGAAAAAGGAGACGCUUUCUAAUAUUUUUAAGGUUAUACUGCCGCUGCUUCCACUAUGGAUUAUAUGUUUGAUGUAUACAGUAGUGGAUGCUCAAAAUGUUACCUUCUUUACUAAGCAAGGGAGCACUAUGGACAGAACGACUGGUCAACCAGACUUUAAGAUACCUGCAGCUGCAGUUCAGUCCUUGAUUGGUUUAUCCAUUAUUCUGUUCACAACAUUGUAUGACCGUGCAUUUGUUCCGUUUGCUCAAGCUUUUACUGGCAAACCUAAUGGCAUAACCACACUUCAGAGAAUUGGUGGUGGCAUAGUUAUUUCUGCCAUAUCCAUGGUCAUAGCAGCUAUAGUGGAGCAUCGAAGGCUUCGAAUCGCUUUAGAAUCCGGGUUGAUUGCUGAUAAAACGGCAACAAUUCCUAUGGCUGUCUGGUGGUUGGUUCCGCAGUACGUCUUGUCCGGUCUUGCUAUUGUAUUCACUUCUGUUGGUCUACUAGAGUUUUUCUAUGAUGAAGUUCCUAAUGAGCUAAGAAGUGUGGGUCUUUCGCUUUACUCUACCAUAUUUGGCGUAGGAAGCUUACUCAGUGGCUUACUUAUAUCGGUUAUUCAGAAGGCAACUAGUGCAGGUGGUGAAUAUGGAUGGUUUGCAAACAACAUUAACCAAGGUCAUUUAGAUUACUUUUACUGGUUACUAGCUGGACUUGACCUGGUAGGGUUUGUUGCAUUCUUAUGCUUCUCAAAAUUUUAUGUAUAUAAACGAAAAGCUCCAAUGUAG
Messenger RNA from Papaver somniferum (opium poppy), 1542 nucleotides. RefSeq names its product protein NRT1/ PTR FAMILY 5.10-like. The transcript is spliced from 2 exons. The record is from RefSeq and is a predicted model, not a curated record. Bases 1 to 1542 code for a protein of 513 amino acids. Gene Ontology annotation, molecular function: transmembrane transporter activity. Gene Ontology annotation, cellular component: membrane. Gene Ontology annotation, biological process: transmembrane transport. NCBI's taxonomy places the organism in Eukaryota, Viridiplantae, Streptophyta, Magnoliopsida, Ranunculales, Papaveraceae.